Messenger RNA from Closterium sp. Yama58-4, 1848 nucleotides. The record is from the annotation of a GenBank genome assembly. NCBI's taxonomy places the organism in Eukaryota, Viridiplantae, Streptophyta, Zygnematophyceae, Desmidiales, Closteriaceae.
AUGGCAAGUGAAGCUGCUUUGCACUCAAGCCUCUCAAGAAUCUGUUCCCUUCUUUCCGAGCUGCGGUCUUCUGGUGACGCGUCAGAAUUGCAGUGCCCCCGCAGCCGAUGCCUUGAACUCUUGGGUUCUGUGCGUGCCUUCGAUGGCGAUUUGUCAAGCGCAUCUCACUUCAGUGGCAUUCGAUCGGACGUGCAUCAGCAUUUGUCCUCUUGCCGAUCUUCAGACGACAGCGAUAUUCUGCUUCAAGCUGGCCAAGCUGAUCUUAGAAUCAGUUUGAACGAGCCAUCGCGCGGCAUUUCUCUGAGCAAGUUGGCAAGACUUCCGCCGUACGAUGAGCUUGUGUGGGAAGGUGACGAGGAGCCAAGCAACAAUGCGCGUAUUGCCGUUUCAGGAGGUGCUGUUCCAGUUGCUGGUGUCCAGCAGCAGCUGCCGUUUGUAGCCUCCUCUGGACAGACUGAAGCAACGCCGCGAGAUAAGCUUACCUCUGGAAUGAAUGCACCCCCUUCAGCAAAGACUCGCAAUAGCUAUGCAUCAAACCUUAGCGCUCAGCCGAAAAGCUCAUUGCCUCCACUUCCAAAGCGACCAUCCUACCAGCAGGAACGUAAUCAGCAACGGCCUAUUUUGUUGGAUGACGACGUUUCAGAAGAUUCGGAUGAAGAUGCCAUGAACUCCUUGAAAAAAGGUAUCGACAGUGCAUCAGCCAGGUCUUCAAGGGCACCUUCCAGGCAGCAUAGUGUACACGAUCCCUCAGGUUCGAAGAGAGGAGUUCGUAGCGGCUUUGUUUCUCCUGUUCGGACAUCACAACAAGCAAAUGGAGGCACUUUGCCACGUCAAGCAGCGCCCAAGGACCCGGGGAUGAACGAGUCAACCUUGAAAUGUUUGGAAGAGCUACAGGACGAGGACGGGCAACUGCCUGAUGUGCUUAAGAACAUCGAACCUCGCCUGAUAGAGCAGAUUUGCAAUGAAAUCAUGACACAAGAUACAAAGACAAGAUGGAGUGAUAUUGCUGGUUUGGAGCAUGCAAAGCAGUGCGUGACUGAAGUUAUAAUCUGGCCGCUGAAGCGACCUGACUUAUUUCGAGGCACCAGAGCACCAGUUUCUGGGCUUUUGCUCUAUGGACCACCGGGAACAGGCAAGACCUUGAUUGGUAAGGCAAUUGCUGGUGAAACAAAUGCUACAUUCUUCUCAAUAUCUGCCAGUUCUUUGACAAGCAAAUGGAUUGGUGAAGGAGAGAAGCUUGUGCGAGCUCUAUUUGGUGUGGCGAGCUGCAAGGAGCCUGCUGUCAUUUUCAUCGAUGAAAUUGAUUCUCUUUUAUCACAGCGUCAAUCAGAAGGCGAGCAUGAGUCCAGCCGCCGGCUGAAGACGCAAUUUCUCAUUGAAAUGGAGGGAUGUGGAACAGGAGAUCGACACGUUCUAGUUAUUGGAGCAACAAAUCGACCGCAAGAGCUCGAUGAAGCAGCAAGGCGGCGUAUGCCCAACCGGCUCUAUAUACCUCUUCCAAACAAAGCUGCAAGGAAAGAGAUUGUUCGGAACCUCCUUCAAAAAGACGACAUUCUGGCACUAUCGGAGGAAGAUAUGGAUGCAAUUGCUGAAGAAGCUGAAGGAUACUCGGGGUCAGACAUGCGGCAUCUUGUUCGAGAAGCAGCAAUGAUGCCGUUGAGGGAGGCUGCUCUCUCUGGUCGAAUAGACAAGAUGGAAAAAGAUGAUAUCAGACCUGUUGGUCUUCAGGACUUUCGAGAUGCAUUACAAAGGGUCAACCCUUCUGUGGCUAACAGCGAGUUGAAAGCUUAUGAAGAGUGGACAACAAAGUUUGGCAGUGGCAAUCUGAGAGUGCAGGCACCUACAUAA